This is a messenger RNA of Nematostella vectensis (starlet sea anemone), 515 nucleotides long. RefSeq lists its product as uncharacterized. The record is from RefSeq and is a predicted model, not a curated record. The transcript is spliced from 5 exons. The coding region runs from base 37 to 450 and encodes 137 amino acids. NCBI's taxonomy places the organism in Eukaryota, Metazoa, Cnidaria, Anthozoa, Actiniaria, Edwardsiidae. Gene Ontology annotation, cellular component: mediator complex.
AGCCGAAUCGGGAAUCAAGAGGUCCCCCCAGUUCUCAUGGCUUUCAAAAUGGCGGACGACCUUGUUAGUUCUUUGGAGUCAUCUCUUCAAUCCUGUGUUUCGCUUCUGCUGUCAAAUGAAGGAAUUGAGAAAGGACAACAUCACAACGACAACACAAAAGGAGUGGAAUUUACAAUCACUAAGUUUUUAAAGAAUGCCCAGGCGUUAGAGGCGGAUUUCCUGAACAAACAGAUGUACAUUAGAUUAAACCAGCCCCAAGAAACGACAAAACAGGAGGUUGGUCACCUUAAAACCGAACUCGCCCAGAAGGAAGAGUUGCUAAAUAAAUUGUCUGAAAGAGUUGACUACUGGAAUAAAAUCCUUGAUGAUCUUCAACGCAAGCAGACAGAAAUUGAAGCAGCAGACAGAAAGAUUCCCCAAGUGCAAACAUCAGCCCAGAAAACCUUAUGACCGAUAAUUAUCUGAUUAGCGUUUUGUAAAUAUAUAAAGACAAAUAAACUUUUGUUACACUCCUA